This is a messenger RNA of Achroia grisella, 504 nucleotides long. RefSeq lists its product as uncharacterized. The record is from RefSeq and is a predicted model, not a curated record. NCBI's taxonomy places the organism in Eukaryota, Metazoa, Arthropoda, Insecta, Lepidoptera, Pyralidae. The annotation marks the transcript as partial. The transcript is spliced from 2 exons.
UAUUUGGGGCUUGACCUGGACAGUCGUUGGAGCUUCCGCGCUCAUUUCCGGAACCUGGUCCCUCGCCUUAUGGCAGCCGCCGGCGCACUUAGCUGGCUGCUGCCAAAUGUGAGGGGCCCGGGAGAAGGUUCCCGCCGCUUAUACCUCGGUGUGGUGCGGUCCAUGGCCCUGUACGGGGCCCCCAUCUGGGUGGGGGCCCUAGGUCGGGAAAAUGUGGCCUGUCUUAACAGGCCACACAGGGCCAUGGCCAUCAGGGCCAUUAGAGGCUACCGCACCAUAUCCGGGGAGGCGGCGGGUCUGCUGGCGGGGUCUCCUCCGUGGGACUUGGUAGCGGAGCUCCACGCGUCAGUGGUGGAUUUUGGUGGACUCACCGGGAGCGACAGGGGGCAACUCCUGUUUGCUGUGCCUGCUCCAGGGGAAGCCCUGGAGCAGCCUGUGGAGGCGCUAGCCUCCGUAUUACCCGCCCGACUUAGGUUGGGCGUGUUACUGCUGCCGACGACUUAA